AUGCUAAAAAAGAAGAGGCUUUACUGCUCCGUCCUCUCUCACUCUACAUUAGAUUAUCUUGGACAACUGCCUGUGGAGAUAGCACAACACAUCCUAUGCCAUUGCGACCAUGAAACGCUCCUCACCCUCAGCCAGGUCUCGUCUUACUGGCAUUGGCUCACACAAGAUAGCGCAUUGUGGCGUAAUCUAUACAUGACCCAUCCACACUGGGGUACACGCGUACGACGGAAGCGACGGGUACCUGCCGAUGUUGAUUAUCGAUACCUCUAUCAGCAACGCUUCCUGCUCGAUCGGCGAUGGCAGCAAGGUGACAAGCAAGACCGCACUCUCGUUGGCCAUGCAGACAGCAUCUACUGCGUGCAGUUCGACAAGGAUAUGAUUGUCACUGGCAGUCGUGACCGCACCAUCAAAUGCUGGGACAUGCAGGGCAAGUGCAUCCGCACGUUGACAGGCCACUAUGCUAGUGUUCUCUGUCUUCAAUACGACGACGCCAUUAUGGUUUCCGGCUCAUCCGACCAUACCAUCCUCAUGUGGAAUAUGCGCACCUUCGAGACGAUCCGACGGAUGCGCGGACAUGCUUCAGGGGUUCUGGAUGUUGGGUUCGAUGACGAGAUUAUAGCAAGCUGUUCAAAAGAUGCAACAAUCCGGAUAUGGGGCCGUGAGGAUGGGGAGCUGCGUCGUACAUUGCAUGGACACCGUGGACCCGUGAAUGCCAUCCAGUUCCGUGGCUCGCGGCUCGUGUCGGCGUCCGGUGAUGCUGUCAUUAAACUAUGGGAUAUCCAGACCGGACAAUGUCUACGCGACUUUGUUGGACAUUCACGUGGACUCGCUUGCAUUCGCUUCGAUGGUCGGAGGAUUGUCAGCGGCAGCAACGAUAACAAAAUCAAGGUGUGGGAUGCAGAAACGGGUGAAUGCACCUUAACAUGUACCGGGCAUACGGGGCUAGUACGGGCACUGCAUUUCGACCAGGAUAAGAUCGUCAGCGGUAGCUACGACCAAAGUAUCCGUGUAUGGGAUAUUCGCACUGGAAAGAUGCUGCAUAACUUUCAAUCAUGCCACUCUAGCUGGGUCUUUGAUGUCAUGUUUGAUGAAACUAAGAUUAUUAGCACAAGCCAGGAUCAACGAAUCCUCAUUAUGGAUUUCGCUCAUGACAUGGAUACCACGCACCUUGUUUAA
Molecule: messenger RNA, 1176 nt
Organism: Zychaea mexicana
Lineage: Eukaryota; Fungi; Mucoromycota; Mucoromycetes; Mucorales; Lichtheimiaceae
Product: WD40-repeat-containing domain protein
Exons: 4
Coding region: 1-1176 (391 amino acids)
Molecular function (GO): protein binding
Source: RefSeq, a predicted model, not a curated record